Messenger RNA from Pseudo-nitzschia multistriata, 2086 nucleotides. The record is from the annotation of a GenBank genome assembly. NCBI's taxonomy places the organism in Eukaryota, Bacillariophyta, Bacillariophyceae, Bacillariales, Bacillariaceae.
UAGUACUGUACGUAGGUCGUAGGAAAGGGGGGAUAGUUUGGGGGAAAUGGUUUUUCUUCUCUCCAGUACGUAAGAACAUCCCCGUUCUUAAAUUUUCAUGCAAAGUACUUCAAAAUUUUAAAAUACAGUAAUAGGAUUCUUGCUUCGACUUCAUGAAUAACCGUUGGAAUGACCAACACUCGAUCAAAAUAGGGCAGCACCGAAAACAGUUCUGUGCAGACCAAAGCAAUCGACCAUUUAUUUUCUACUUCCACCAUGAUGAACGACGUAGUAGUCGGUCUUUUGUUGGACGAGGAGAGUGAAGCAGACAACAAGAAAGCACGAUUCCACAAUGGGAACUCAUGGGUAAACGUGGUCAAAGAGAAACAUGAUCCCGCGGAAGCAACGAUAACAAAUAAGAAGCCGGUAUAUUUGGUUCGAGGGUCAGCGUUGUCGUCUUCAAAAGACGAAACGCCUGUGUCUCCUGUCUUGGAUGGCAACGGGAAAAUCCUUGUAGCCAUUCAAAGCUUCCGAGGUAUGAACUAUGUGUUGUGAAAUCCUUGCUUCUCAACAGCAUGCCAUUUUCCGUACCAUGCAAUCCUUGGUUAAGAGCUCCACGCCCAUCACUUUAUGGUACAAAGCUCAUAACAUUGUAACAUUGUCAUAAUCUCUUUCAUCCUUGCAUCGUGUGAAUGAAAAAUCCCGACGUAGAUGGUGAGCAAUGUGGCGAUGCCUUGGUCGAAUUGUUCAAAAAUGCAAAAGAUCCAGAUAAUGUUGUUGUGAGUCUCGUCGAGCAACAGAACGAAGAUGAUCCAUACUGUGUCGAAGUCUAUUGCAAAAUAUCAGCAGGAGUUGAGGUAAUCGAACGCUCGGACUCAAUGAUUUAUUCGAUCGACGAAAAUAAGGAAAAUUGUCCCCGAAUAAACCAGAUCCGUACGGUACGAGUCCAAGACAUUUAUUCAAAGGGGCCGCCGUGGGCUCGGGCACUGGGACGUCGCUCCUUGGGCAACGAAGAAUUUUGUUUGCAAACUGUUGCCAACAGUGCCUUUGUUGAGAAUUGGGAUGAAAAAGUCCGAAAGGAAUGGAUCUCAGUGAAAAAUGAAUUUGGCAUCAUUAGCAACCCUCCACAACCAAGGGAUAAAACGGGCGCAUACGAGGUGCCGAGGACUUGCACCAUUGAAUUUUUAGAAGAGGAAGAACUGCCCCAUUAUAAUCCCGAGCCAGAUGGAAAAGUCGAGUUUCUUGAGGAACCCUUGCUAUCACACACUUGGUCGCCAGGCUUCAGUUUCUCGAAGUGUCACCUGGAAGAAACUGCUCCGGCGGAUGGGUUUCUUCCAUAUGUGUCCUCGGAUAUUGAGGCUUUUGCACGGUAUGCUCGAUUUUGGACGCGUGGCUAUGAUGUUUACACACCUACACAAAAUAUUGUAUACCUUCAAUCUGGUGGCACCAGCGAACAUAGUCAGGAAUGGAUUACUAAUCAUGGCAGUAGGAAGUCUAUUGUGAGGGAAAAAUCAUUGAAAAGGAUUCGUUCCUUCCUCGAAAUUCAAAGCCAGGAUGACGACGACUCAGUCAUGGAGAAGCCAAAUAAUCUGGGUAUCUAUGGUAUAGGGAAACGACGAUCUCUCUCACAGUUGAACGCAUUUGUGGGCAUCACUUUGAAUGAACAGGUAUCGCGAUCCAGUGAAAUCCCUUGCGGGAAUUUUCAUUGGGUACCUUAUAAUUCGGAAAUAUCACCGAUGAAUAACUUGUACUCAAAUCCAAACAACCUCGACCCACAGCCAGAAUAUCCGCUACGAACAAACCAGACUUUUCAAGGAACAUUCGAACAAUCAGGACAAAAUCUCGAUGCCAAUGACAAAGAACCGUUCGCGCCAUCAAUACGGAAGGACUCCGACGAUCUUCCGUAUGGAACAGUGUUCAUCUUUUGGGUGAUCGGUCUAGUUGUUUGGUGUUCUGUUUUUGGAAUCAUGGCUCCGAAGAGACCAAAGCGAAGGAAGAAGAAAAGACAAAAUACAAUAAAGAACAAAUAGGUCCGUUUCGAGCUUUAAAUCGCGUGAUCUCUGCUAUGUUCAUGUAUGCCAAUGGGAAAUAAUAUAAAUAUAAAAUG